Sorex araneus (European shrew) is the source of this 7857-nucleotide messenger RNA. RefSeq names its product solute carrier family 24 member 4 (gene SLC24A4). Gene Ontology annotation, biological process: intracellular calcium ion homeostasis; sensory perception of smell; calcium ion transmembrane transport. The record is from RefSeq and is a predicted model, not a curated record. Lineage: Eukaryota; Metazoa; Chordata; Mammalia; Eulipotyphla; Soricidae. Gene Ontology annotation, cellular component: membrane. The transcript has 17 exons. The coding region runs from base 132 to 2030 and encodes 632 amino acids. Gene Ontology annotation, molecular function: calcium, potassium:sodium antiporter activity; calcium channel activity.
CCAUGGAGCGCGGAGCGCGCACGCCGCGCGCGGGACUCUGAGCCCCGGCCGCGCCGCGCGCCCGCACCCCGCAUCCCGGAGCCCCGCGCCGCCCAGCCCCGCGCCCGCCGCUCCAGCCCCGGCGCUCCGGGAUGGCGCCCCGCGGGCCCCUCCGGCCGCGCAAAGUUCGCAGGAGGCGAGAGAUGCUGCCGCAGCAAGUGGGCUUCGUGUGCGCCGUGCUGGCCCUGGCGUGCUGUGCGUCCGGCCUUUGGGGAAGCUUGGGCCACAAGACAGCCUCUGCCAGCCAGCACGCUCUGCCGGACACGUGGCGAAACCGAAAAUUAAUGGCGUCGGUGAAUGAGACGGAGCCAGCCAAGAACUGCACAGACCCUGCCAUCCACGAGUUCCCCACGGACCUGUUCUCCAACAGGGAGCGCCAGCACGGAGCCGUCCUGCUGCACAUCCUCGGGGCUCUGUACAUGUUCUACGCCCUGGCCAUCGUGUGUGACGACUUCUUCGUUCCGUCUCUUGAGAAGAUCUGUGAGAAACUUCACCUGAGUGAGGACGUGGCUGGAGCCACCUUCAUGGCCGCGGGCAGCUCCACCCCCGAGCUGUUCGCCUCCAUCAUCGGGGUGUUCAUCACGCACGGCGACGUGGGGGUCGGCACCAUCGUGGGCUCAGCCGUCUUCAACAUCCUCUGCAUCAUCGGCGUCUGCGGGCUGUUCGCGGGCCAGGUGGUGCGCCUGACGUGGUGGGCCGUGUGCCGGGACUCCGUGUACUACACUCUCUCCGUCAUCGUGCUCAUCGCCUUUAUAUACGACGAAGAAAUUGUGUGGUGGGAAGGCCUGGUGCUCAUCGUGCUGUACGUGUUCUACAUCCUCAUCAUGAAGUACAACGUGAAGAUGCAGGCCUUCUUCACCAUCAAGCAGAAGACCGUGGCCAACGGCAACACGGUCAGCAGCGAGCUGGAGGACGGUAAUGAGCCCUGUUGCCUGGACGACCCCUCGGUGCCAUUGCUGGGGCCAGGACCCCAUGCCCAGCGGGGGGUGGUGCUGGACACGGUGAAGGAGGAGCCGCAGAACAGCAAGACCCCGGUGGUGAUGGUGGACGAGGUGAUGAGCUCCAGCCCGCCCAAGCUGGGCUUCCCCGAGGCCGGCCUGCGCAUCAUGAUCACCAACAAGUUCGGGCCCAGGACCCGGCUGCGCAUGGCCAGCAGGAUGAUCAUCAACGAGCGGCAGCGGCUGAUCAACUCGGCCAACAGCGUGGGCAGCAAACCGCUCCAGAACGGGAGGCACGAGAACAUGGAGAAUGGGAACGUGCCGCUGGAGAACGCCGAGGACGCCCCUCGGGAGCAGGAGCCCGCGCCGCCCGCCCCGCCGCCCCCCGCAGAGCCCGAGCCGGGCGAGGUGGCCUUCCUGUCACCCUUCUCCAUGCCUGAGUCGCGGGGGGACAGAGCCAAGUGGGUGUUCACCUGGCCGCUCAUCUUCCUCCUGUGCGUCACCAUCCCCAACUGCAGCAAGCCGCGCUGGGAGAAGUUCUUCAUGGUCACCUUCGUCACCGCCACGCUCUGGAUCGCCGUCUUCUCCUACCUGAUGGUGUGGCUGGUGACCAUCAUCGGCUACACUCUGGGCAUCCCCGACGUCAUCAUGGGCAUCACCUUCCUGGCGGCGGGCACGAGCGUCCCGGACUGCAUGGCCAGCCUGAUCGUGGCCAGGCAAGGCCUCGGCGACAUGGCGGUCUCCAACACCAUCGGAAGCAACGUGUUCGACAUCCUCGUGGGUCUCGGCAUACCGUGGGGGCUGCAGACCAUGGUCAUUAACUACGGGUCCACGGUGACGAUCAACAGCCGAGGACUGGUGUACUCCGUGGUCCUGCUGCUGGGCUCUGUGGCACUCACGGUCCUGGGCAUCCACCUGAACAAGUGGAGGCUGGACCGGAAGCUGGGCGUCUACGUGCUGGUCCUCUACGCCAUCUUCCUGUGCUUCUCCAUCAUGAUCGAGUUCAACGUCUUCACCUUCGUCAACUUGCCCAUGUGCCGAGAAGACGACUAACCGAGCCUGUGCCCCCCCGCCGGGCGCGGUUCCGGACGCCGGGCCCCCUCUCUCCUCUGCCCCAUGCGUCUCUCCUGCUGACGGCCCGUCCGUCCUCUUUCCUGGGCUGCAAGGCGGCGCGGGGGGUCCGGGCGUUCUCCUGCCGUCUCGGCCCCCAGGCCAGCUUGGCGAGGGCUCUUUGCGCAUCCCGGCGAGGGUCUGGGCUCCGACGCAGGCCCGGCCCGUCGGGCGGCACCGUCCCUUGCUCCCUCUGGGACCCUUUCUCCCACAGGACCUGCAGGGAGCCGUUUGUCCGUCUCUCGUGUGGCAGUCUCCUGUUGGAGAUGCUGCCGAGUGAGGGGUCUCCUGGGGUGAGUGUGGAACCGGGAAGACCCCCUGGCUCCAGAGAGGGUGCUCUUCCACCGGACAAAGCCCAGACAAGAACCAGCGGCGUUUUUUAUCGGAAGCCCCCGCCAUGCUUUGCAGGGGCCAAGACCUCAUCCUGGAGAUCCGGAGGCCUGGAGGCGGGAUCUGUGACGAGCGACAGACAUCGCACCCCUCUUUCCUGGACCCCAACAGUGGCCGGGAUGGAAGCAUUUUUGCACAGCAGGAGAGACAGCCACGAGUGGCCAUGCCCGCCACUCUUAUCGUUGCAUUCAGAGAAUGAGUCACAUAUUCAAAACUCACUGGCCUCAACACCGUCCUACUUGAAACACAUCUUUCCCGCCGGGGACCUUGGCGGUCACUCUUCUGCAAGACGAACCCGACAGGCCCCAGGGGGGCGUGUGACAGUCCAGCAGUCACCUGGUUCUAACCAGAGACCCCCACGGCUGCCUCCACGUGGGGCUCACUGAGGUUUGUCUUCCCUUUGCUAGUGAUGCUUUAUUUCCCAACCUCCCCGUUGAAAGACCCAAUUAUUUAUAUCCCCGACAAAUGUCGCAGCCUGCUGAGCCGGGAGGAGCGUGCCCAGAGUCCUGGUUAGUGACCAGUGAAGAAAUGAUGUCCCGGAAACCUGCGCCAUUAUUCUCUGCUAGGCCAGAGCCACGUAGGACCAAUCAUCACCUGGGGAGUCUCUCAAGAGAAGUUUCUUGAACCUUGUAGUUGGCCACGCCUAGAAGGCCAGGUACGGGAGGCUGACCCAGAACUAGCUAGAAAGUUAUGAAACUAUUUUCGAUUGCUUCACAGCACUCAACUACAUAUAUAUAAAUAUAUAUAUAUAUAUAUUAAAAAGAUUUAUUGAAUACAAAACCCUUCGUGGUUUCUGGGGGGGAGGGGGAAAGCACCAUUAAUUUUGUAUAGAGGUUCUUUUUUUAUUUUUUUAAUGUUUCUAUUGUAAACGUCUAUCCGAUCUGAAGCACUUUGAACAUUGGGGUAUUUUGCACGGGACACUGGGCCACGAGAGUAGGGAGGCGAGGAGGGAGUUUGCAGGGCUUGGCGAUGCGUGGGAAGGUGGUAGCUGAUGGUUCCGGGACAGGGAGGUCCAGUCCCCCCACCCCACCGGUGGAAUCUGGGGCUCUUUAAGACCCCCGGAGGAGGAAGUGGUUGGGUUUGACUCCUUUAGUCCCCUGCCCCCCUCUUCGGCGACACAUCAGUGUUAGCAGUGACUACUCCACGCUCUGGCCUCUCUUUGCUUCUCUGACUAGUGGGUCCUGCAGGGAGAGCGUUUCCUCACCCCUUAGCAACGGGAGGUCAGGGGUCAUCGGGAGGGAAUUUAGACUCAAGAGUGUUGGGAGCUGCGGGGAACUGUUCUGUGCCCUCCUGGCGCUGCUGGCCUGGUGCCCGUACUCAGAUGCCACAUCCAAGUUUCCGUGAGUUUCUGUUUCUGCCCAUUCCUGGGAAAGGGCGCCCUGGUGCCCUCGGGGACACGAGGGCGAGGGCGAGUGGCAGAGCAGGCCUGGACCCCGCCGCCUCCUUCUCGGGGCUCAGCCCGUCCUGUGGGUUCUUGGGGCAGGUGCCAGGAGGGGUCCGCUUGGACUGAGUGCAACUUACCCGCUACUUAGCUGCCCCCUGGGUGCCCUGGCUCCUCUGUGACUGUCUCAGUGAGUCUCGAUUUCUUUCUUUCUUUCACAAAGACCCAAAGAUGCUUUUUGCUCGGAGGCCCCCCGUCACACACCCUGAUGUCCUGGCAGUGUCUGUCGAUCCCCGCCUGGUUUUCAGAGACGCUCCGCCUCCAGUGAAGUUUACUGAGGUUGCUGUUUGAGGCUUAAAAAAACCAAAACAGUUUUGAGGGGCCAGAGAGAUGGUGCAGCAAGUAGGGCCCCUGGCUUUGCACACAGCUUACCCCGAUUUGAUCCCCAAUAGUGCAUAGGGUCCCCCGUAGCCCCCCAGAAGGGAUCCCUGAGCUCAGAGGCAGGAAUAAGCCCCCAGCCCCUCUAGUUGUGACACCCCCAAACAAACAACUAAUAAGAAUGUUUUGAAGAUGAGCUGAGCACUAAAGCUAGAGUCUUCCUCAUGGCAAAUUCCCUUUGACUUUGAUGUGCCAAUGUAGUGUCCUUAAAGGAGCUGUGCAUUUAUUUUAGCUGAGAGAAAAUACACACACACACACACACACACACACACACACUACUGUAGGAGAAAGAUUCUUUUUUUAACUAAAUAUUUUUCCAUCAGAAAUUUAAGGAAUUACUUGAAUAAUUAGGCCUUCAUUUGAAAAGAUUGCUUUCAUGACUCCGUAGGAUAGCUUCCUUUAUUUUAUUCCUAAAACUAAUUAGCAUGGGGUAAUUACUCUGCUGCGAAUAUAGGCAGGGUUUACAAAAAAAAAAAAAAAGGUAAAUUUAGCUCCGCUAAUUGGGGGCAAGCGAGGAAAAGGAACCGUUACACUCAGAAAAAUACCUCUAGAAGCAGAAGCGAGGGGUUCCUGUUGGUUUCUGGAAUUUUCCCUCUGACCCCAGCGUGGUCAGGCUGGAGGCUGAGCUCCUGGCCCCUCUGCGACAGCCUGGUCCUGGAGAAAAGUUCUGGGUCAACCAUGGCAUGAAGCUCAGGAUCAGAACCCUGGGGUGGGUCAGAACACUGUCCCCUGCCCAGCCUUCCUGGGCCCCCGCUCUGGGCCACCCCCGCCCCGCCCCUCCAUUUCCCCCGUUACUCCCAACCCCCCACCCCGCACCUGUGAGGCCAUCGCAGUGCCGACCUCCCGUCUCCCGGGUCUGGCCUUCCCGGGGACCCCCUCUUACCCGCCCUGCUUGUACACCUGUUGCCAUCAGGGACCCCCGAGUGAGUGCAGACUCUCUCCCCAGACCCCUCCCCUCGGUUCCUGGGGUUCCAUAUUCUCCAUGUGGGGGGGUUGCAUAUUGGAGGGACAGUGUUGCUCCGUUUUGCAGGGGGUUUGCCCCUAAACAGGAAGGAAGCAGAACCCCCGAUGAGCUGGGUGUAAGCGUGGGGCGUCCCCGUGGGCCCCGGGGAGGCCGGGGUGCUUCUCUUUCCAAGCCCCACCCCUCCUGGCUGGGUUCCUGUCUGUGUGCACAUGGCCCGGAGUCUCAGCAGAUCUGCCAGCCGGACGGCUCCCAGGACUGGCGUGUGGGGUCACGAACACGCACUGGUGUGUGAGUGCAGCCUGUUCCCCAAGGCUUCCAGAGGGUUCCUGGUCCCCCCACCCAGCACCCUCAGAGCCUCGUUCUGGGGUUUCCUCUUUCUGGGCAGAGACAGCCGAGGGGUCUGUGCCAGGCGGGCACCAUUCGGCUCUUAGCAGAUUGUCGCUAUUUUGUGUCCGAGGAAACAUCCAGAAGUUGCUAGAGAUGCUUUCUGGGGGGGUGGGAGGGAAGUGCACGGCCCCUCACCCCGCCUGGAGCCCUGAGCGUCCCGCUGGGUGUCAGCGCUGAGUCGGCCCCGUGGGGACACACACGCUCUCUCCCAGGGGUCUCUCAAACACGGCUGCGGUGGGGGGAGUCCCGUCCACCCCACAGUCUCGGGCUGUGCACGGUAGGAAGGGGCCCCGCACGCAGGCUGGGGCCCAGGUUCUGUUCCCCGUCUCUGCCCACGUGACCAGUUCCGAGCUGGGCGGGAUGCUCGGCCUUGCCGACAGGCAACUCGAAGGACAGGACCUGGCGGGGACCGGCGGGGUGGCUCUGCAGGGGGUCCAUCGGCAGCUCGGCUGGGAGAGCUAAGCUGGGACCUUCGCUGCAUCGGGCUUGCUGGAGGCCCCCAGAUACGCCCCUGGCAGCGCGACCCAGUGAGGGACAAGCCCCCGCUGAGCUCCAAGGACAGGGCCCAUCCCCGUGGCCCCCAGGAGCCAGCCGGGGGCUAGGAGAGCUCAGGCUACAACAUUCUAAGUUUGCAGUAACCAACGCCUCCGACGCCACCGUCUUUGCCAGACGCCAGUGGGUCCCGUGCGUCGAUUCCAAGGCGUUUCCUCCAGGUGGGGGUCUGUCUCCCACAUCUCCCAGGGCAGACCCCUGACCCCCUCCUGCUCCCCAGGCUAGAGCCCCAUGUCAUGCACCCCGGUCUGGCGAUAGAAACAGAGAAACGAGACGGGGGCUCGGGGCGGGGCAGGGCAGCAGCCGGGAGUUAGGAACUCGCAGCCUGCGCGAAGAGUGAGCCCGGGACUCGCCUCUCUCUCCGCUUCCCUCGGGGCUCAGGCUUGGCAGCUCCCAGACUGCAGGCCUGCUGACAGACACGGCCCGGCCCAGCCCGCCAGCCGCUGGGGCCAGAUUCCCAAUAGCGGCUUUUCAGGCAGCCUCUGGCCUGGCCGCCGCUUUUCCAUCGCGGAGGCCAGCGAUUCCUUUCCCGGAGAAAGUAUGUGCGUCCCCUCCCUCCCCGCCCCUGGAAACUUCUCUUCUGCUAGAAGGAAUGUGCAGCCUGUCAGUCCUGUGGUUUGAUGUGCUCAGCCUUGGUGCCGAAGGGGGAAAGCCCCCGGUCACACGGAGCUUUCCUGCCCCUGGCCCCCCGGUCCCCAAGGGGGGUGCCCCCCCAACUGCUGAGCGCUCACCUCACACUCCCCGUCUGCAGCAGGGGCGAGUCCCUUCCUGCUGAAGUCUGGCGUGCAUGCCUGGCCGCUCGGCCUUUCCAAGCCAUGUUCUAGUGGAUUCUUCCCGACCCCUGGGCACCCAGGCCCCCAGCUCAUGUCUUUUAGGCCCGUGCCCUUAGGAGCUCCCCUACCUGGCUCGCACCAAGGGUUUUGGGUUGGGGGGGCCCUUGGUCAGAGCAAUGCCGAGCCCCCGGGCCUGGCUCAUCCCCAUGUCUGGGCGACUGGGGUCCAGUUCAGAGGGCACGUUCCCUAUCCCUCCCGUCCAGCCAGGAGUGCCCACUGGAUGAGAGACCUUGGGGGGCCUGAGAGGAGGGGGUGUAGCCUGCCAUCCGUGGCCAGGAAGGGCCCAGGCAGGAGAGGCCAGUGGGGCUUCCUGGAGAGUCGGGGAGCUUCCUGGGGGGGCUCACCCAGGAUCUGACAAACAGGUAGAAAGAUUCAACUGUGUUAAGAGGCCCCUUGACAAUGUCCCAAGCCAGGGAUGUCUGAGGCGGGGUUGAGUCCCCAGCAAGGCGUGGCCGCCGGGUUGGCUGGGUGCCCUCGUCUUUGUCCCUUCUCUCCCACGGGCCUCCCAGAAGCAACACGCAGAAGAGUUGUAAAUAAUAAAAUCUAUUUAUCUUGCUAUUUAUUUUUUCAAUAACUGUGACCUCCUGCACUGUGAAGGCUGUGAUCUGAGAUCCUUAGUUUAAUAAAGCCGUUCAUUAAAGUGGAAUGAAUCGCUCUCAUUGGUUCCUAAGCCCCGGCAUGAGUUCUAUUUUUUAUUGUGAAGAAAAAUCUAGAGUAAAUAUGAACUAAACCUGGAUAAGAAAUCUAGCAGUCAGUAUUGUAAUGCAAUAUCUCAAAAUCUGUACACUGUCAAUAAAAUAAAGGCACACGCGCUGAUGUUCCUGA